CAGGCCUAGCCUUGGCUAGGCGCCUGGAUGGUCAGUUAGUCGUUGGCAAACCAGACGUUGCCAGACAUCAGUGAACGGCUAAAAUCAGAUGCAACGGAGAAUCGACCGUUGGUCGAUGCUCCGAGUAGUAGGGUAGUAAUAGAUGACACGUGGGUGUGUACAAGAACUGUCAUUCAUGAAGCCAUAACAGAUACUUAACAGUUCAUUGUGCACAAGGUGUAUUAGUAAAGUAGUGAUUGAGUGUGUAUUGCUUCCACGGUUGUUGGAAAGUGUGCCAGGAAGCGUAUGUUGCUCCCUUCGAAGUUCGAUCGACCUAAGGACAGCUGGGAGAAAACCCUUGGAAGGGGAUGCUCUGAAACGGUGUGUCAGUGUGCUCGUAUAAGAGUGAAAGGCCAUCCAGACAGUUCGAGGCAUGACGAAGUACUGGCUGAACGUGGCCCUUCUCAGGGUCGUUCUACCAGUCAUCUUGGCCGGAUGUACAAUAUGGCGACCAGUGGGGCUGUCGAUUAUCUAUCUGGGAUUGAUGUUAUAUUCUCCGAUGGUCCCAAUACCGACGCACAGAACUAUGGCAGGUCACACGGGAAUAUACCUAAAGACUUGCAUCUGCUUAGCCUUCAUUAUAGCCAUAGCUCAGAUCACCUUUCACAUAGUUCUCUUGUCAUUACCGCCCUACGGAUACUUCCUGCAAAACUGCGAGUUCCUAGAGAAGCUUUUCAGACACAUAGGCUUUGUCAGAUUAGAUAGCGCAUCUGUAUGGGAAAUAUUUUAUUGGCUGACGCCGGAAUUCCUAGUCUUACCCACCGUACUCACCGUAUACUUUAUAUGUCGUUUUCUUACACAAAAACGUAUUAGCGACGAGGAAGAAGAGCCUUCUCUUCGUCGGGAAAAUAAGCAGAAGAAAACGGAAGAUAGCACCACAAAGAUAAUCAACUUCCUGGGAGGUAUCGGUACCUACGUCGUCCUGGCGUCAUUGUGCUGCGUCGCGGCCUUGAAACCAUCGAUAGAAGCGGCUUUCUACUUCCUGGUGUUUCUCGGCGCCGCAACAUGCUGGGCCUGCAACAAAGAAUUGCGAAAGAAAUUCGCCGUGAUUUGCAGGAUUAUCAUGGUUAUCGUGAUCGCACACAUUGUCGCGUUGCUCGCAUAUCAAAAUGAAUGGCCUCAAGAAAUUAUUCCCGUAUCCAGCGCUUGGUCGCGUUAUCUGGCCCUGGCUGCAGUUUAUCACACCAACUGCAGCGAUCCGAGGAAUGUGGAAUAUACAAAUGAUGCCGAUUGGUUGAUUUAUGGAUAUGCUUUGAGACUCUUCUGGCUGUAUUAUGUCCUCGCGUUGCAAUCGCAGUUUCUUAGUAAAAAACCGGCAAAGGAAUCGAAGCGGUUAAGUGGCAAACUGGAGAAUCUGGACACUCCAUUGUCCAGACACGUGUCCAUCAGACGCAGAACACCUUCUCAAAGAUGGCAAUCAGCGCGACGUAAGGCUCGCAAGCCGGUCGUAGAUUCGUCGUUACCAACAAUCGACGAGCGAACGCCUUUGAUGCGGUUUGGAUCCGGAAGAACGGGGCUUCUUCAAGAUCCCACUACCGGAAGUAUUAUUGUUCAGGACGGUCAUCAGGACGACAGCAUACAAAUGCAAAGUCUCAGUGAAGAGAUGCCUGAUGACACACCAGGUAUCAUCGAACAAAUAAUUAUGGCAGUAUACUCCAUCUUCCAAUUAAUAGUAAACUCAUCAUAUCUGGCUACAAACAUAAUAAUGAUGACAUGGAGUAUAAUGUAUCACAGUUGGACGACAUUCGUUCUGCUUCUAUGGGCAUUGAUUCUAUGGAUGGUUCCCGAUAAACGUGCUUCCAUGAUGAAGUGCUCUCCCUUCAUCGUGUUCUAUGCAACUCUUCUGCUUCUCGGUCAAUAUGUUUAUAGUAUGGAUUUGAAUGACGACGAAUUGCCACGAAACGUGAGCUACAUCGACAUUUCUGAAAUUGGCUUUAGCAAAGCUGAUGAGCUUAGCCGUUGGCAUCUAAUAGUUAAGUGUCUAUUUAUAUCCAUGUUCUGGAUUACUAUGAGACAAUAUAUGGCAGAACGAAAACGACAACAGCGAUUUUCCACUCUGAGAGACAUGAUAGCGCCGUUACACGUGUCUGUCUCGACAGCCACAACUGCCAUGAGUCACGAUGAGCCAGAAAUCAAGAGCAAAUUUAUGAAAAACGUUGGGAAGCUAUUGCAUAAUCUAUUGACAAAAUUCUGGAUUGCCGUGGUAGCAAUCAUGCUGUUCAUCUGUGGCAUUACAGGCGAACGUAUGACAGUCUUUAGAAUUGUUUACAUGUCGCUGUUUCUCUUCUUUGUCAUCACAUUCCAGAUAUCGUGGAUAGCGUGGAGAAGAAUGAUGUACGGAUUCUGGGUGACUGUCAUUGGAUAUUCAAUUGCCAUGCUGAUUCUCGUUUAUACGUAUCAGUUUCGGAAUUUUCCGAGUUACUGGAAUGAUCUCGGUAUAGAUUCAGAUUUACAAAUGGAUAUUGGAUUGGAGAAGUACCAGAUCAAAGACCUAUUCGUGAGGUUACUGACCCCAACGUUUUUCGUCAUUAUCACAGUGCUUCAGAUUCAUUAUUUCCACAAGGAUUUUCUUAAUGUUACCAAUAUCGACAGAUUAGAGCCUGAAAGCUCAUUUAGACGCGCCAGUCUGGGAUACUCGCCUAGUUUAAAUAUUCCAAUAUCUUCACCGGCUGACGUCACGCUCACUGAAAACGAAAAUUAUACAAUAUACACAUUGAAGCAGUUAAAACAUAUGUCAAAAUUAGAAAGAAUUGCGCUAUUUCGAAGAAUAACAAAGCAUUUAGUAAAUUUUUACAAUUAUACUUGGCUCUUUCUCGAAAUUCACAUGCAGAAAAUUAUUUUUAUUUCAUUCAUACUUUUAUGUAUCAAUGAUGUAUGCGCAAUAAAUUUCUUCUUUAUCGUCGCCGUAGUUGUGAUGAUCAAUUUCAAAAGAAACAUCCAAAUAAAUGCAAUUAAUAUUAUGGCUGCAAUAAUAUCGCUUUUAACGGUCACCAAAAUGUUGUAUCAAAUCCAAUAUAUCAAUCAUGAUAACUGGAACGUCAAUUGCACUAGAUACGGAGAGGAGGAUAAUCAACAAUAUGCAAGCAACAAUACUGUCUACAACAUAGCCGAAUGGUUCGGAAUGAAAAAAGCAGGGCCGGGUAAACUUCCGGAUCUAUUGAAAGGCUAUAUUGGCAUCGUUACUGUGACAACUUUCAGAAAAAUUAUUAGAAUUCGUCAAUGGUUUUAUCGCCAUAAUAAAGGAGAACCAUUGGAGACUCCUCAAGUAAUGUUUCCGAAUAUCACUAGAGCGGAUGCUGAUAAGGGGCUGCCAGAAUGCUUAAAGUUCCUCUUCAACUACGGUUUCUAUAAAUUCGGCCUUGAGAUGUGCCUCAUCGGGAUUGUUACGCUGAUCGGCACAAGACUAGAUUUUUACUCCGUUUUAUAUAGCGUGUGGCUGUUACUAUUUUUCCCGUUAAAGAGAAGAACCGUGGCGCGAAUCUGGCCUUGUUUUAGAAGUUUUGUCAUUAUUCUUCUACCUAUUCAAUAUGCCAUCGUUGUGGCUCCACCUUCCUGGCUUUGUAUAGAAUAUCCAUGGAGCGAGUCUGAGAUGAUGAGAAAAUUGCAGGAAUGGAUGUAUCUUCCUGAUCCAGAUUUUCCACCAAAUUCUAGAAAAUUGAUUUGCGAUUUUAUCUUAUUGAUGAUGAUCGUGCGACAAAGUCUAGUCUUUCAUAUCGAACAACAAAGCUUACAAUCUGGUAGAGAUUUUGUAGCUGGCCAUAAUUAUUCCGUCUUCCAAGAUAUGGAGAAACCAAAUUUUGUGAAUCCUGUCAAAGAUUACGUAUCGCACAUUCAAUCUUGGCUGGAUAUAAUCAAACGCGGUUGCAUGAUGAGUCUCAUGUGGGUGACGCUAUCGAUUAUGUUCUUGGCUGGAACGAAAAGAACGAAUCUCUUUUCGCUCGGUUACCUCAUAGGAGCAUUCGUAUUCCUUUGGCAAGGAAGCGACUUUUAUUUGAGACCGAUGAGAAUUAUUUUAAAAUGGUGGAACCUGCUGAUUGGCUACAACAUCAUUGUUAUCUUUUUGAAGGCUUUACUUCAGGGUGUGGGCUGUGUCCUUAUCAAAGAUCUCGAAAAUUCAGCCUGUUGGCUAGUGCAGUUACUUGGUAUCGCAUGUCUGAAAAAGUUCAAGAGCUCCAGCGAAUUGCUGGAUCCCGUCAAUUCCGAGUGUAACGUUGCUAGAGAAGACAUCGGAAUGGUUUGGGAUGGACUAUGCCUUUGUUUCCUUUUAAUACAGAAACGACUUUUCAAAAGCUACUACUUCUUUCAUAUAGUAGAUGAGACAAAAGCCAUGAGCAUCCUAGCAUCUCGCGGCGCCGAACUUCUCGAAGAGCUCCAUCAGAAGCGUAUAGAUAUCCAAGAGAAUGUGGAGAAAACAGUUUUAGAAAAAUUAAAAUACAAAAUGGAUAAGAUCAAGGCUAAUCAGCAAAGAAUACAGAGACCAUCUUACAAAGAAAUUCAUGGUCACAAAGUCGAUGAACUCUAUCCAGGAACACGGCCAUUGUACAAAAUUCGUACGCCGAAGACUAACAGAGAGGCGAUCAGAUCGGGCGACUAUUACAUGUUUGACGAUCUGGAUGACGAUGAUGUUACCGAUUUGGUCCCUGACAGCGAAGCCGAGAAGAAGGAGAAAAAACUUGUCCGUCAACAGGAGCGACAAAAAAGAAGAAUGACUGUUUCGGAGUUGAUGAACACGCUGAUUAAGACAGACAUUGAAAUUGCGACGCACGUCGCCAUGUAUGGAGGGACCGAAAAGGACGCGCUGAGACUCCGACGUAGAAGCGUACCCUUGACUCGGAAGAAAUCAUCCAUGUCCUAUCUGAGCGCUCGCUCCGAGACUGAUACUGCCAUGGCUACCGAUGGUCCCGAUCGAACGAGUCUCACUUCAGUAGACAUGGAAGAUAAAGAAGCUACAGACUUGGCUAAAACACCGGAAUCUUCUGACGAAGAGGAAGAUAAAUUAGAAGACAAGAAAGAAGACGACAAAGAAAAAGAAGAGGAGAAAAAAGCCUCAUUCUCCACAUAUUUCAAGUUUCUCUUGGUGAUGAUCAACAGCACUCUAACAUCGAUGACGAAAUAUCUAAAUCGAUUCUCUCAUGAUUAUAGAUAUAUUCGCAAAGUUUUAGCGAGAGAGAAAAGAACUCUAAAGGCGAAACCAGAUUUUAGAAUGGGAACGCGAUUAGGAAUAAAUCAAAUGUGGCAGCCGAUACCUCUAAUGCAGGAACGAUCGGCUAUAAACGGCAAUACGGAAGAACAGUUUGAUCCUGGCGAAGGUCCAAGUCAACCGCGUCCACAGGAUGAAAGGAAGGAGAGCUCACUGGCAGUGCCGCAUAUCCGAAUUCUGGCGCCGAGUUUGGAGCGAGGAUUGGACAUGUCCUCCUCCAGCACACUUUUCUCGCAAGCUUUAGCAGCCCAGAAAGACGAAGAGAUUAAAGAACUUUCAGAAGUGGAUCAACCACCCAUCAUACAACUGGCAGCAUCUAUUUGGUUUGGAAUCCUCGCUCAUUCCAGUUUACUCUGUUACUUCAUGGUAUUCCUUCAUCAAAUUAAGAACGCAUCUGUACUGUCAACACCAUUGCCGCUUAUGGUAUUUUUGUGGGGUUCUUUAACGAUCCCGCGACCCUCGAAGACCUUCUGGGUAACAUUGAUUGCAUAUGUCGAGGCUAUUGUCAUAAUAAAAUGUAUUUUUCAAUUGGAAUUGAUUCCUUCACCGCGAGUUACACCAAGCAAUCCAUUAUACGUGUCAAGAAUUAUGGGCGUUUUAAAGAGACCUAAUUAUGCUCUUUGGGAUUUAUUACUGCUCCUUAUCUUGUUCUUUCAUAGAUUAAUGUUAAAAUCCUUGGGCCAAUGGACGGCUUCAUCUCUUAAACAGCGGAAAGUUAUUCCUUCUCAAUUAACUGUGCCGUCGAAACUACCACUUUCUGACAGAGAACAAGAAGAAACUGACACCGAGAAGAAAGAAACCGAUUCUCAUGUAGAGACACCUCAAGAACGAUCUUUGAACGCUCACGUAACGGAUGACACACGCGAUGUUCCGUCCACAGACGAUAACGAGAAGCUCGUGGUGCAAGAAGAAAUGCAUCCUCACAAUAAAUCUUUGUCUAAGACAAUGGAUAUGACAGUCAACAAAUAUGCCGGACCAAUAAAGAACUUCUUUGAAACGAUUAUCAGUCCAGUAGGCAAAGAGAAAACAAAUGUUUACGCUUAUAUGUUUCUUUGCGACUUCUUCAACUUUCUCUUACUCAUCUUCGGCUUCUCCGCAUUCGGAACUCAACAAGGCGAUGGCGGAGUGACGGCUUAUCUUCAGGAAAAUCGAGUUCCUAUGCCUUUCUUGUUGAUGCUGCUAUUACAAUUUGCCCUAAUCGUUAUCGAUAGAGCUCUUUUUCUCAGAAAAUAUAUUGCGGGAAAAUUAAUAUUCCAAUACUGCUUAGUAUUCGGUGUUCAUCUCUGGAUGUUCUUUAUUUUACCGAGCGUAACAGACAGACAAUUCAAUGAUAACCUUGCGCCGCAAAUCUGGUACAUGGUGAAAUGCUUCUAUCUUUUGCUAGCAGCUUAUCAAUUACGACAAGGUUACCCAACUCGAAUACUGGGCAACUUUCUAUGCAAAAAAUACAGUAUUGUAAAUUAUGUCUUAUUCAAAGGAUUUAUGUUGGUUCCGUUCCUCUUUGAACUUCGCGCAGUCAUGGAUUGGAUCUGGACUGAUACAUCUAUGACCGUAAUGGAUUGGUUUAAGAUGGAAGAUAUUUUUGCUAGCAUUUAUCAAAUCAAAUGCAUGCGAGGAGUCGAAUCAGAUUUUCCUCAACCACGUGGAGAAAAGAAAAAGCAAAUGAGCAAGUACUUGGUAGGCGGGAGUGCUCUCUUUUUCAUAAUCGGAUUAAUUUGGUUCCCGCUGCUCUUAUUUGCGCUUGGUAGUACAGUCGGCAUAUCGAAUUUACCUUACGAUGUAUCUAUGAAAAUACGGAUCGGUCCAUACGAGCCCAUCUAUUCCAUGUCCGCGCAAGGCAGCUCUAUCAUCGAAUACACGGAAGACCAAUAUAAAACUCUCACAGAGAUAAAUUCGACAGAAAGAUCGGCGGUUACAUUCUUCGAAAAUUACAAGUAUUCUGAUGUGGCUGCAGUGAGGUUCAAUACUUUCUCGAGAAAAUUUUGGAGUAUCUCUCCACCCGAUAAAGAUAGAUUGAAAACGGAAUUAGCUUCUAACACUACGACAAUAGUUGUACAUGUGGAAUGGACAGUUUCAAGAAAAACAGACGUCAAGGAUGCUACUGGAAUUACCACAACGAAUCAUGAUAUAGAACUGCUGCCCUUCGUAAACGGAGAAUUCAAUACUGUAAGACAAACAUUAGUGGACAUGCUAAGUGAGAACCCUAGCGCAGAAAAUGCAACGAUAAUAUUCCAAAGCGCUUUUCCGAAAUUUCUCAAAGUCACUGCUAGAAGCACCAGCGUUGUUCAUCAAUUAAUGCGAUCACGUCGUUCAUCGCAAACAGACGAAGAAGAUAAAGAUGAAAAAUAUCUCUACAGAAACAUCAGUAUUCAUUUAUCAACGGAGAAAGAUUGUUGUGCUCAUCAACAAUGGUGGAUGAUUCAUGAGACAUGCACCGACGAUCUAUACAAAGAUGUUUUGAACCAGGUGCCAUUAAACGAUUGCGAUAAGUACAUUAUGAUGUUUCUGUUCAAUGACAAGGCUUUCCCCAAGGAAUUGAGCUUCAUCAGCGGAUUCGGGAUUCUUGGUUUAUAUACUACGGCAGUGAUAGUCAUAAGUCAGAUGAUGCGGAAAAUCGUCAGCGAUAUGGCACCCAAGAUCAUGUUCGAUGAUUUGCCUUAUGUCGACAGAAUUCUUCGCCUCUGUUUAGAUAUUUAUUUGGUUCGCGAAAGCGGUGAUUUAUGCCUCGAAGAAGAUCUAUUCGCCAAAUUAAUCUUCCUAUAUAGAUCGCCAGAAACACUCAUUAGAUGGACGAGACCACCUGAAGAAGGAGAGCCAACUGAUAAUGAAGAUCAAGAGGAAGAAGAGGAAAUACGAGAAGAAAGAAGACAGGCAGAACCAUCUCAUCGCGAUUAGAUUGUA
This is a messenger RNA of Formica exsecta, 8140 nucleotides long. It is a transcript of the gene Piezo, whose product is annotated as piezo-type mechanosensitive ion channel component. Bases 413 to 8134 code for a protein of 2573 amino acids. Lineage: Eukaryota; Metazoa; Arthropoda; Insecta; Hymenoptera; Formicidae. The transcript is spliced from 42 exons. The record is from RefSeq and is a predicted model, not a curated record.